Phycomyces blakesleeanus NRRL 1555(-) is the source of this 447-nucleotide messenger RNA. RefSeq lists its product as hypothetical. NCBI's taxonomy places the organism in Eukaryota, Fungi, Mucoromycota, Mucoromycetes, Mucorales, Phycomycetaceae. The transcript has 4 exons. The record is from RefSeq and is a predicted model, not a curated record. The coding region runs from base 1 to 447 and encodes 148 amino acids.
AUGGAUUGGAAAACAAUUAAAACUCUGCUUCAUGUUGAUCCUUGGCGCUUGGAAGAGGCACUUGAAGCUGGUCUUGUCAUUUCCAGCUUCCCAAUGUCUCUGUGCAUCAACUAUAAUGAUAUGCAGAACGUCAUCAAUGAUCAGCUGAACGAGCUGUCCAGACAAAAUGCUGUUGACCGUACCAGUUUUCACAAGGGCAAUGACUUGUCUCUGCUCUCCUGGAUCUCUCCUUGGCAAAAGAAGCAAAUUAUUGAGGCAGCUGAUGAGUGGUGCAUUGACUCCACUCAUAAAACAUGCAAGUCUUUGGUGGGGUCAGGCAAGCACUCGUAUCUCUAUACAAUUAUUAUAAGAAGCAACAUUAUGAACAAAAGUGUCCCAGUUUGCUUCUUUAUCACCAAUGCUGAGCUUACUUCGACUUUGAGACAAUGGCUCACACUAUGGCUAUAG